UGAUGUCGAGUUCGGACGAUGAGUUGUCAAAUUCAAUCAAAUUGUUGGCAGAAAAUCGGAGUACUUAAAAAAAACCAUCUGUUUUCGUAAAAUCUAUUUUGAUAUAUGAAAAGCGGGUUAUUUUGUUGCUUGUUUGUGUGUGAAAUAUUGUGUUUUUGCAGAAAUUGCAUAACCACAGCUUCUACUAUAUGCCCAGUGAGGAAAUAAUGUCGUAAUAUCCCGUCGAAAGAUACAAUUUGAAUCAAUAUGGACAAAGUAGAAGAACCAGAAACUGUGGCCAGCCCUCUGCCUGAGCCAGAGAUGCCAAUGGAAUCUGAGACUGAUUAUUCUAGUAUUAGGGGGAAAAUGAUUCUGGUCAGUCCAAGUACAGAAGAAUAUGAACUAUUGAAGAAACAACUUACUGAAAGACUAGAGUCAGGAAAUGGUGAAAUUAUUUAUGAUAUAGGACAUGGAGAAGAUGGUAAAGGUCUUACAGAAGAUGAAUACAAUGCAUCAGUUGCAACUCUACAGUCUCUUGUAAGUGAGAGGAUUUCUUGUGUAGAACUACGAAAGUGGGACUGUGGCACCGGCAUUGUUGGGCAGUAUCUUCUCAGAACUGAAUUGGAUCAUAAUGACUUUAUGGAGAUAAGGGUUGCAGUAGUUGGGAAUGUAGAUGCGGGCAAGUCUACAUUACUAGGUGUCCUGACGCAUGGGGAACUAGACAAUGGAAGAGGACAUGCAAGGCAACGGCUCUUCAGACAUAAGCAUGAAGCUGAAACUGGCAGGACCAGUUCUGUGGGGAAUGAUAUUCUUGGCUUUGACAGUAUGGGGAAUGUUGUCAACAAACCUGACCAUGGUACUCUUGACUGGGUGAAGAUCUGUGAGAAAUCAUCUAAAGUGAUCACAUUCAUUGACUUGGCCGGACAUGAGAGAUAUCUGAAGACAACUGUAUUCGGUAUGACCGGACAUGCACCAGAUUUUGGCAUGUUGAUGAUCGGGGCAAACGCAGGUAUUGUGGGAAUGACAAAGGAGCAUUUGGGACUUGCCCUUGCUCUGUCCGUACCAGUAUUUGUUGUCGUCACCAAGAUUGAUAUGUGUCCGCCGAAUGUACUACAGGACAAUCUGAAGCUAUUAAUUAGGAUACUGAAGUCUUCGGGCUGCCGCAAAGUACCAGUUAUGGUUAAGACGAAAGAUGACGUCAUCGUUAGUGCAACUAAUUUUGUGUCCCAACGUCUAUGUCCAAUAUUCCAAGUGUCUAACGUGACGGGUGAAAACUUGGAGCUACUGACGAUGUUCCUUAAUCUGCUGAAGACCAGGAUGCCUUCGCAAGAUGACAAACCGGCUGAGUUCCAGAUUGACGAUACAUACUCUGUUCCGGGUGUAGGAACAGUUGUAUCAGGAACAACUCUGGCGGGCGUUAUUCGUUUGAACGACACGUUACUUCUGGGCCCUGACCCGCUCGGCCGUUUCGUGCCAAUCACUGUUAAAAGUAUUCAUCGCAAACGAAUGAGUGUGCACGAAGUGCGAGGGGGACAGACUGCUAGCUUUGCACUUAAAAAGAUAAAACGAUCUGCGAUUCGCAAAGGUAUGGUGAUGGUAUCACCAGCGCUAAACCCUCAGGCUUGCUGGCAGUUCGAAGGAGAGAUUCUUGUUCUGCAUCAUCCCACCACCAUAUCAUCCAGAUACCAAGCCAUGGUACACUGCGGCAGUAUUCGUCAGACGGCGUCGAUUCUGUCCAUGUCUCGCGAUUGCCUUCGUACGGGAGAUAAGGCACGUGUUAGCUUCAGAUUCAUCAAGCACCCAGAGUAUUUGCGACGGGGACAGAGAAUGGUAUUCCGUGAAGGGCGUACCAAAGCUGUGGGCAAUGUUUUACGUCCUGAACCCCAUGCUCAGGCGACUGCCAGACAUCAUAGACAUGAGCAUAGGCAUCUCAACACGGUACAAGAAUCAGAUGAAUCUGGUGCAAAUUCUCCUUUACAACUGACAGGUGACAAGAGGCGACGUGGGCGCAAAAGGCAUGACAAACAUGGACCACAGACGCCAUCGGCAUCUGCCGUUGUUGCUAAUUAAUACAAAAAUUUGAAACCUAAUCUCAAGCCACUCUGGAACAAACCUGAAAACUGAAAUGUAACUGUUUCUUAAUAUUUUCAAUGUCGAAUACAUUUUAAAUUGGCUAGUUACUACAUAGGUUCUACUAUCUACUUAAAAUCAGAGAUAUUGCAUUGAUAUAUUAAUGUUUGAACUAUAUUAAGUUGAAAUAUUUUCUCCAAAUUAGUUAUGAAAAUGGCAAUAUAAAUGAAAGAAACAUUUUAUAUUAUUCUAUUAAAUACUUAAUGCAAUAGCUGUCCUUUUAACGGCCAGAUAAUGUUAAAAGAAAACUCAUUAAACUCAAUAAUUAAAUUUAUCCAUUAAAAUUGUACAUUGGUGUACUAGGUUAGUUUAAUCUUUAAACAUUAUUUUAUUUAAAUAAUUACGCCCAAAUUUCUGUACAAUCUUACAGUGUACAGAAAAUUAUACAAAUGUCAGGUCUGUAAGCUAAGCAUAACUUAAUACUUAUAUUUUUAUUCAAAUUUAUCUGACAUAUUCAUUACAUAACUAAGCACAAGUAUACAUUUUUCUCUAGUACCACUAUUUUAUAAAUAUCUAUCACAUAUUUUCAUAUUAGAAUUUAGAUUACUCUUUUUAUGAAUAAUCAAAAUGUUUGUAACAGUUGUAAUUUCGAAUUGAAUGAUAUAUUCAAUGUUACUAGGUUCAAGAAUACAAUAAAGUUGGCAACCAUUGCCAAACCGCCUAAAACUAAGAAGUACAAGGUACAGCUGUGUACUAUUGACUUUAUAUAGUAUGUAGCUAAUACAUAUUAUAGGGAACCAUCUAUUUUAUUCAUAGAUACUUAUCAAAAUUUUUUAUAUUCCUCAAUCUACAGAGAUUUAGACUUUUAUGGAAAAUUUGAGUUUUCUUGGUGCAAUUUAUGUUUUAAAAUUAGAGUACUAUUUUGUGUGGAGAUUGGCCUUUUAAAAUUAUAUUUACAUUAGGUAUUAAAACAUUUCGAAAUUUUGAGUAUGAUAGCUGUUUUAGGCUAACAGAAAAGAUAAUUAAAAAAAUUGAUUUUUGUAUUAACAUUUUAUUUGAAAAGUUCCAUGCCUAGUAAGUUGUGUCAAUAUUAGUAAUGCUAGCUGCAAUCCAUAUCAUAGAUGUAUUCAGUAUUUGUUUUGGUACCAUUGUAUUGUGAUUUCUUAGCAUAAGUGAUGAGGUAUUUUUAUUGAUUUGUUCAGAAUUUGAAAAUAAAACUAGCUCAAAUAAAA
Messenger RNA from Pieris rapae (cabbage white), 3281 nucleotides. RefSeq names its product GTP-binding protein 1 (gene GTPBP1). The transcript is spliced from 14 exons. The record is from RefSeq and is a predicted model, not a curated record. Gene Ontology annotation, biological process: translational elongation. NCBI's taxonomy places the organism in Eukaryota, Metazoa, Arthropoda, Insecta, Lepidoptera, Pieridae. Gene Ontology annotation, molecular function: GTPase activity; translation elongation factor activity; GTP binding. The coding region runs from base 247 to 2049 and encodes 600 amino acids.